This is a messenger RNA of Myotis davidii, 2002 nucleotides long. It is a transcript of the gene AHSA2, whose product is annotated as AHA1, activator of heat shock 90kDa protein ATPase homolog 2 (yeast). The transcript is spliced from 7 exons. Bases 783 to 1289 code for a protein of 168 amino acids. NCBI's taxonomy places the organism in Eukaryota, Metazoa, Chordata, Mammalia, Chiroptera, Vespertilionidae. The record is from RefSeq and is a predicted model, not a curated record.
CCCUGGCCUGGGGCUUGGAGGAGCUGCCCUCCCCUUUCCUAGCCCUGUCACCAUGGACACAUCAUGGACUUCUCUGGGCUCAUUUCCGCUCCCCAAAAUGGGAACACCAUUUGGGAUGAUUGGGUAAAAUAUUAGGUGUGGACACACUUGAUACUUUUUCUUGCUGUGAUUAGAAUUAUUUCAAUUAUUGCCACCUUUUCAUAUGGUCCAGGCUUUGCCCAUCCAUUUCCAACUGGUCAGAUUGCUAGACCCUCUUUUCCCCAAAAUAAGCUGGCGUUUUCAAGACAAAAUCCUACUUUAUAUAGUGGCUAAUGCUACUUAAGAAACUGAGCAGGAGGAGUAAAGGCUGUCUGGUAGGAAGUUGGCUUGAGGAGGCUGUAAGUUCAAGGGCUGCAGUUCUCUUAAGGCCGGAGAGGAGUCAGGCUGAUCUGGGCUGGGCAGGUGACACACCUGGGCCUCCACUCACGGCUCCGCCCUUCUGGUCCCGGCAGGACAGAGCGGGACGCCACCAGCUGGUCCAAGGGGAAGCUCCGAGAGUCCCUGGUGGGGAUCGUGGUGGAGAAUGAGGCUGGGCGCUGCCAGAUCAGUGACCUGAAGCAGCUGGAAGGUGAGGCUUCCUGCAGCAGCCGCAAAGGGAAGCUGAUUUUCUUCUACGAGUGGAACAUCAAACUGGGCUGGAAAGGUAUAAUUAAAGAAUCUGGUGCAAAGCACAAGGGAUUGGUUGAAAUACCCAACCUUUCUGAAGAAAAUGAAGUAGACGACACUGAGAAUUUACAGUGGGAAUGAUUUUACCAACGAGAGCAACCGCAACUCAGGAAUUGAUUGUUAAAAGGAAAAUGAGUGAGAACACCUUGCAGAUUCAGGUGCCACUGGGUGUCAGGAUCCCCACUGUGGCACUGCACAUGACGGAGCUGUUCGACACAGGUGUAGAGCAGCUGUAUAGCAUCUUCACUGUGAAAGAGUUGGUGCAGAAAUUUUCUAAAUCUCCUGCCAUAUUAGAAGCUGAAAAGGGAGGGAAAUUCCAGAUGUUUGAUGGGAAUGUCACCGGUGAAUAUAUAGACCUGUUAGCAAAUGAAAAGAUUGUCAUGAAAUGGAGAUGUAGGAACUGGCCAGAAGAACACUAUGCCACAGUUGUACUGAAUUUUGUGCCUACUCCAGGGAAAACGGAAUUACAGUUGGACUGUAAAGGAGUUCCUGUCUGUAAAGAAGAGAACAUGAAAUUCUGUUGGCAGAAGCAGCAUUUUGAAGAAAUAAAAGGUUUACUGCAGCUGACCACUCUAAGUGGUUGAAUUAGAAGAUUUUACAAGAGCAUUACUUUUUGUAAGCAGAAAGUUACUUGUCCCCUAUCAUUUCUUUUAAAAAAGGAAAACAGAAAUCUUAAUUUAUAUUGGAUGAGAUCCAUGAACUUUUACAGAAUUUAAAGCAUUGUUUGAAUGUUGACUACAAGUAAGAAGUAGCAAGCAACCUGAAAUUAAGUACUUAACCUUACCUCCCAUAGAUGCUCCUCUGGGAAUACCUUGAAUUCCUGAGUACAGAUGUAGCUUCCUAGCCUCAAGUUUGUCCUUGUAGCAAGCUUACUUUCUGCUGUAGUUUUAGUUCAGGAAGACAAGAAUAAGUGGCAUGUUGAUGUCAUUCCUUUAUUUACUUCAGGGUUUCUAAGGUAGGUAGCUCUUAGGUUAGUGAAACAGUGGCAUGUUGCACUCAGAAGCAUGUUGAAGUGAGAGGAGUUGGUUGUAUUGUCACACUUCUCCCUGCAGCAGUAAGCAUUACAGGGUGGAAAGACUGAAAAGUCUAUGGGAAUGAGUUACUUUUGGACUGCCACUAACACGACGAAAUAGAAUACAACCGGUAAGUGCUUCCCCCAUCCACAGUUUUCUCAUUACGUUCACCUGAGAAGACUGAAGCAACGUAUGUAAACAAAUUAAAAGUAAUCACAAUCAGUUUAAUUAAGUGCACAGAAUAGCAAUCAGUCAUGUCAAUAAAAAUAAAACAAUUAUUUUUA